ACUUCUUUUAUUUCUGAGUGUAGGUAGUUUGCAUUUAGGCGUAUACGGCCAAAGUACCUAAAGUCAAGGUUCUUUUUACUCAACCGUCAGUUAAAAUUACUCAACUUUCGGUACUGUGCCACUUACUCAAUUUUGGCUUCCCGCAUCGAACUCUCAAAGUUGGGUUGUUUUGCUAUUCACUCUCUGACAACAAUAAAGAGAGCGAAUGAAACAGGAUGCAAAAAAGAACUCAAAAGUGAGUUUAAAAAUACUCAAAUUUGGAUUCUCUUGUUUUUCAGUGUAGGCUCUUAGCGCAAGGAUCGGUUCGGAACAAACAACAGUCUGCCAGAAAAGCCAAAACAGAAGUCUUGGCCGGAGCCAAGCAGAAAAUGAAAGAAAUUGAUCGAAUCUAUCGGACUAUUUAUACCUACCUAGUCAAAUAUAAUAUCCGUGUGAAAUUAAGCGAAGUUUGAAUGAAUAUCCCAAAAAUGACCACAAUCAACGAUCUUCCGAACGAGAUCCUUCUCAUGAUUUUCCAGCAGGUUGAGGAUAAGAAAAAAUUCACCCGUACUUGCAAGCGCUGGAAUGAGCUGAUUGCUAACUUCCUGUAUCUGAGUAUCGAUCUCUCUAGCGAGGGAUGCAUCCGGAAAUUUAUGGACAUCACUUUCACCCGCAGCUAUCGGCAGCUGGACAUCUACGGGGUGAUGUUGGUGCGGUCGGACUUUAACUGGACGGACAGUUCACGGCAGCUGGGAAGUGCGCAUGCUAAGCGAGUUCGCUAUGGAACUGAUCCGUACGUGUUGUUGCGCAAGUGCCUGCAAGUGGUCCGUCAAUAUGAAGGGACUGUGGAGUAUAUGAACUUGACCUUUGGGCCGGUUAUGGACAAAAGUUUGCUGGCAUUCUUGCCCCGGAGCGAUGGGCCCAGUUCGUUGGAGACUUUGAUGAUCCGUUUUACUAGUUGGCACAUAAUGAAGUCUGAGGAUUGGAUCGUUGAUCGAAUGGAGUUUAUUUCCGAAGAGGGAUUAAAGGAAAUUUCAGAGAUGCCAAAGCUCACAAGUCUCACGUUUAGCGACAACCGCCCAAAAGGGGAUCGAACUGCCCGACGAAAGUUCUUUGACGCAAUCGCCCGGAAGGCGAAAGCAAUAACAGAGAUAUCUCUGUCAUGUGGCUAUUACGCUUGUUUUUCGGAUUACCGAAUUAUUCGUAGUUUUUCAACGCAGUUACAGGUAUUGUCUUGUACCGUUUGGCCCAUAUUUGUGAAAGAUUUCUUACAACUUGCGUUUCCGGAAGUAAAAACCCUCUCCCUAAACUUCACACCCUGCACAACAACGCCAGACCCGGGCCGGUUCUUCGAAAACGCUAAAUCACUUGUCCGUCUAACCGUUACCAAUAUCGACGAUGAUGAGUUCUUCCGGCAAGGUGUCUAUCGUAGCGCUGCUACCGUCGAGUGGUUGACCAUCACUGGUACCCAAGAAAUACCCAUGGACGGGCUACAGGGCUUGAUCGGUUUGAGGGAAUUGGAACUGUGUGCGUAUAUCGAAUCCGAUGUGCAAAAUGCGGUGCCUUGCUCUCCGUCCUUGGAGAAGCUGGCAAUUGAUCGAUGCACCAGCGGUUUUUUGUUCUACUGCGUUUUGGCGGAAAGUGUUCCUUACAUUACGGAACUUUACAUCACCGAAGAUGAGGCGUUGAAUGAUGAGUGCCUACGGGUAAUAUGCACCACAAUGCCCAACUUACGGGGGUUGAAGCUCAAUCUACAGCUAUUCUUGGAAUAUCCGGUUACUGAUGUGGGUUUGCGUUACAUCGGAAAUCUACGCCAACUGGAAUACCUCUCAUUGGACUGCUUUGAUAGUGCGCAUUUGCUUAUGGAGCGAAGCCAUUUGAUUGGUUUUGAUUGGGCGCCAUUGCUUUGGGCAUCGGAAAUCCACCUCAAUGGAUUUCUUAUGAUUGAUGUGUCAAACAUAUUGGAUUUUCUGUUGAAUCCCAACUUGCGGAGCUUGAGUUUGGAGCGUUGCGGCAGGAGUGCCAGUAUGAUAGAAACUGUGAGGAAGAUCAAGCAGCUGAUGGACGUUUCACGACCACUGCCACGUAUUGCGGCGAUCUGGUGAUGUGGUAAGUUGGUAAAUUAAAGCAACUAAACGCCAUUGCUUCCUCCAACAAACACCAAGAGAACAAUGUUAUUUCAUAUUAUAUUAGCUGAUGAGCCGUAUAGUAGAACUAUAUUCAUAUGCCAUACAAA
Molecule: messenger RNA, 2215 nt
Organism: Aedes albopictus (Asian tiger mosquito)
Lineage: Eukaryota; Metazoa; Arthropoda; Insecta; Diptera; Culicidae
Exons: 4
Coding region: 453-2084 (543 amino acids)
Molecular function (GO): protein binding
Source: RefSeq, a predicted model, not a curated record